Paramecium sonneborni is the source of this 286-nucleotide messenger RNA. Lineage: Eukaryota; Ciliophora; Oligohymenophorea; Peniculida; Parameciidae. The record is from the annotation of a GenBank genome assembly.
GAUGAAUUAGAUAGAUGUAUUUAUGAAUGCUAGCAAUAGAAUUAAUAGUAAUCUUUAUUAAAUAGCUGCUCAAAUCAGAUAAACGAAAAGUUUUAUUGGAGAAGAAGAUAGCAGUUCAAAAUAAUAAAAAUAAACAGAAGAUGAGAUGUUUUAUUCCAUCGUAAAUAAUUCAAAUUUAGAUAACACAAAAGGAGAAUAAAAAAAUUAAUAAAUUGUUACAUUACAAUAAAAUGUCAUAGUUAAGGAAGAUGAUGAGAUUGAGAUACCAAAGGUUGUUUUUGAUUGA